ACACAAACGAUAAUUAUUAUAGUAAUAAUAUUGCUUAAACCCUACAAAAUAAUAUUGGAGGAGGGAUUUUGGGUAUGAAUGUGAGUUUAAAUCCAAAAGGCAUGUGGGCAGCAGUAACAACAACAAAGACAUUAUUCAACAAUUUUCAUUUCCAUUUUCACAAACAGAAUCAUAAGCAUUGGAACUUCACUAUUCCAAUUCUUCUUCUAAUGUCUAAUCCAACAACUGCUAGGGUUUCUGCUUCCUUCUCUUCUUCACCUUCUCCCGCGUCUCCUCUUCACGCCUCUCUCAAGCGCGUUGGUACUCACAAUGGAAGCUUCCAUUGUGAUGAAGCUCUUGGCUGUUUCAUGAUUCGUCUCACUCGGAAGUUUUUUGAUGCUGAAAUUGUUCGGACUCGUGACGCUCAGGUGUUGGAGAGUCUUGAUGCUGUUCUUGAUGUUGGGGGGGUGUAUGACCCUGCCCGAGAUCGGUAUGAUCAUCAUCAGAAAGGAUUUGAGGAGGUUUUUGGGCAUGGUUUCUCCACUAAGUUGAGUAGUGCUGGUCUUGUUUACAAGCAUUUUGGAAAGGAGAUUAUAGCCAAUGAACUUAAGGUAGAUGAAGAGCACCAAGAUGUGCAUUACAUAUAUUUGGCGGUUUACAGGAGCUUCAUGGAGGCAAUUGAUGCCGUAGACAAUGGAAUCAAUCAAUACGACACAGACCAGCCACCAAAAUAUGUGAAUAAUACUCACUUAUCAUCAAGAGUAGGAAGGUUUAAUUUGGAUUGGACAGAUGCUGAUCAGUCAUCUGAGAAAGAAAAUGAGGCCUUUCAUCGUGCCAUGGCUCUUGCUGGCAGUGAGUUUAUGGAUAGUGUUCGAUUUCAUGUAAACUCAUGGUUACCGGCAAGGUCAAUUGUAAUGGAGACCGUUGCGGCUAGACAAACUGUUGAUCCUUCUGGAGAAAUUUUAGUUUUGAAUAAAUUCUGUCCUUGGAAGCUUCACUUAUUCGAGAUUGAGGGGCAGAUGAAAAUUGACCCUCCCAUCAAAUAUGUUCUGUAUCAGGAUGAGAGAAGCAAACAGUGGCGAGUGCAGGCCGUUUCAGUAUCUCCCGAUAGAUUUGAGAGCCGAAAGGCUCUACCCUUGCAGUGGAGAGGUUUAAGGGAUGACGUACUGUCAAAGGAAGCUGGCAUUCCUGGUUGUGUUUUUGUUCAUAUGAGCGGAUUCAUUGGCGGAAACCAAACUUUUGAAGGUGCCUUGGCCAUGGCAAAAGCUGCUUUGAAGAUAUAGGCAAAGAAAGGAUUGUGAUGAGUUAAACACUGUCAUCCAUUAAUUUUGUAUAAUCUUUGAACAGUGGCUUAAAGAUAAUUUUAACAUUGAGUUAUUAACUUUUUUUACUUAUGUAGGUCUAUCAUAUCCACAAUUUCUUUCUAUAGGUGAACCUUGUAUCUAUGAUGUAUUCCCGAUACUCGGUCAUUGAUAUUUUGUUUUGAUUAGAUAUCAUUGAUUUUUGUUUAAUCAGGAUGUUUCCCUAUCA
Molecule: messenger RNA, 1509 nt
Organism: Cicer arietinum (chickpea)
Lineage: Eukaryota; Viridiplantae; Streptophyta; Magnoliopsida; Fabales; Fabaceae
Cellular component (GO): nucleus; cytoplasm
Source: RefSeq, a predicted model, not a curated record